Ctenocephalides felis (cat flea) is the source of this 2190-nucleotide messenger RNA. RefSeq lists its product as uncharacterized. The transcript is spliced from 13 exons. The record is from RefSeq and is a predicted model, not a curated record. NCBI's taxonomy places the organism in Eukaryota, Metazoa, Arthropoda, Insecta, Siphonaptera, Pulicidae. Bases 19 to 2016 code for a protein of 665 amino acids. Gene Ontology annotation, biological process: nervous system development. Gene Ontology annotation, cellular component: external side of plasma membrane; signaling receptor complex. Gene Ontology annotation, molecular function: signaling receptor activity.
CUUCCGGCGCCGUACGACAUGUCGGACACGGACAACGCGUUGUACCCGCACGAUCCGGCUAAGGGGUACUUCCGACACCUAUGGCAACCGCCGACUGACCUAUAUCCACAUUUUCUGUUUCCACCGAAAACUACCACCAGCACAGCACGUAAUUCGCACUUUUCUAACACCAUGGAGCACCAGCAAUCCACCGAAAACGUGAAGGUGAUGUCGACUUCGAAUGGAAAACUGAGCUUCGUGGAGUCCCAACUAGAGAAUCCACUGGUGGAGCCUGCUCACAUGUCGGGGAGCGUGAUUGGGGGCUCGGUGUCGCACUCCGGCAUCAUGGGCCAAAAUCCCGCGAACCACUUAAGCGGCGCGGGCGCCUCGGUCAUUCUCACCCACCACACCAACGGCUCCAUGGUCGGCGAAGAUGACUUGGACGCGUCCGCAGCACAAAGUAAACACAUUGACGCCGUAUAUCCUGAUGCAAAUGAGGAGCUUACAAGGAACAUGUUCCAGAGCACAUGUCACGUAGCUUUGGCCAGUUGCCGUAGCGAGCCGGCCUGUCGCGGUGCCCUUCAGCCGGUUCUGUUGCACUGCGACGCGGCGCGCUGUUCGCGCCGUCACUGCAUGGACGCGCUGCAAGCCUUCUACAGGUCACAGGGACUUGGAUGGAGAAUGGAUGUCGCAUUUUGCUGGUGCAAAAAAACAAGCGAUCGUGCCGACGAGUGCAUGUUGGCGCAAGAACGGUUGCAUCCCGUCUGCGCCAGGAGACCUGAGCCGCAACCCAACGGUCUUUCAGGAGGAGUUAUUAUACCACCGACACCCGCCUGCCACACGGUAGCUGAGACAUGCCGCGAGGAAGAAGAGUGCCGGGGCCGAUUGGAGAUGUACGAGCAGUCGUGUGCUGUGGACAGCGUGACCAAGAAAUGCGCAGGACCGGCGUCCGAGUGCCGCGUGGCGAUGCUCGGCAUUCUUGGGACUGAACUGCGUACCACGUGCGCCUGCAAGGGCGCCGAUCUAGCGCAACUUUUCGAAUGCCUCGGCUGGCAGAGGUUACUUUGGAUCAAUCCGUGUGUAGUGGCUUCUCAAAAAGAGUUUCAUAUCCAACGAUUAGAGGAAGCUGCUCCAUGGACGACCAGUACUGCAAUGACAACAGUGACCUUUCCUGAAACUACCACUACGCAACUGGUUAUAACUGCUCCAGCUAUUGAAAGAAUUAUUCCUGUUACAGAACCACAGCAGGUAAAAUCAAAUGUAGAAGAAGUUGCUUCUGAAGCCGAAAUGGCCAUCAACCUGGGCGGAUAUGGAAUGUUUGGAGCCGCCAGAGAAUCAACUACUACCAUCACGUCGACUACGACGACGACUACAACUACCACAACGACCACACCUGCAACUAGCACUAUACCUCCAAGGUAUUGUGUGGUCCAACGUCCAAAUCAAUCAGAUCAAUACAUACGCGAAGGAAAUAGUAAACGACUAUUUCGAGAAGAUGAACCCGAGUGCUCCGAACUGUGCCAUUGCGAUUUGGGCGAAUCGCUCACCUGCCACACGCUGUGCGUUUCCCGCACUCCCUGCCGCACUGACUUCGCGUACUACAGUCACGCGGCACCAGCCUACCAGGCCUACAGGGGACGAUGCCUCUGCUAUUCUGGACGAUUCAUAUGUAUGCGACCGCCACCAGGUGAUUACGCGUUGCCACGCGGCGUGUUUCUGUUCCUGGGAUACAGUGCAACCGACGAGGCUCUGCUCCGGCCCCACACCGAGCUAGGAAUAUUGGACGCCGUGCGCGCCUUACAAGAUAUUGCACGUUCUGGACCAAAUUCAAAACAUACUUUGGAAUCUGCAAAUGAAAUUGAUGACGACGAAUCCUCUUCGUCCGCAUCUCAAACUCCUCCUUGCAUAUUGACUCUAUACAACGUUACUGGUGAGAACGUUAUUAUGGUUGGACGCAUUCCGAAUAGCGAGAGUUCGGCUGACGUUUCACCAAUGGUGCAGCAUCUUAGAGAAAAGACAAUUUUGAGAGCAAAAUGACCACCAAUUCGUUAUCACCUAGACCUCUUCCAGUUUUUCAGGACGAAAACGUUUCUUAUUCAACUAAGAAGAUGAGUGGAAGGAAACAGGAAACUAAGCCACCUAAAUUGGAUAUUAAAAAAUCUCGAUGCGUUCUCUUUCCCACAAAAAGUAACGCCAAACCCUUGAAUAGUG